This is a messenger RNA of Rubroshorea leprosula, 1427 nucleotides long. NCBI's taxonomy places the organism in Eukaryota, Viridiplantae, Streptophyta, Magnoliopsida, Malvales, Dipterocarpaceae. The record is from the annotation of a GenBank genome assembly.
GGACAAGAGAGUUAAUCUUGAAGACUUGAACCAAAACGUAUCAGAGAAUCUCAGAACCUACCUGAGACGUCCAGACCAUCCAAACAGUGAGAGAAAUAUUGGCACAAUAUGAGUUAGCAAUUUGAUGAUAAAGGGUGCUUGAUAAUUGGAAGAAUGCAAGCUUGUCUUAAAUGAAGGGAGAAAAAGAAAUUUCUUUCUGAAUUGAUUCUUCUGUUAUGUUAUGUAUCACAGCACCCCAAACAUCAAAUAUAGAAUCAAUGAAAAUGGAAGGAAAAUUUAUUUAGGCUGGCUAUUUAUUCCUGUGUUAUAGAUUUAAUUCUUGUAUUGAAUCCCUUCUCCAGAUGUUGGCCUCAUUUUAUUUUCUUCCUUCGUUGCAGCUAUCAUCAUUCCUGGUUGAAAGCAGAGAAAGUUGCAGUUUAUAUUCCCUGUAAUUUCUAAAAACCAAGUUAAUUUCAUGUCUGAUCUUCAAAUUCCUAGUGCCUUCGAUCCGUUUGCUGAGGCAAAUGUUGAUAACUCAGGUGCUGGAGCAAAUAAAUACAUUCAUGUUCGUGUACAGCAACGUAAUGGUAGGAAGAGCCUAACCACCGUCCAGGGGUUGAAGAAGGAGUUUAGCUACACUAAGAUACUCAAGGACCUUAAGAAAGAGUUCUGCUGCAAUGGCACUGUAGUCCAGGAUCCAGAGCUUGGCCAGGUUAUUCAGCUUCAAGGUGAUCAAAGGAAGAAUGUGUCCACGUUCCUUGUUCAGGCUGGUAUUACAAAGAAGGAAAACAUAAAGAUUCAUGGUUUUUAAGCUGGUACGAAAUAGUUGUAGCAGUUUGAUGAUCUUCACAAGGCUGUAAUUCACUGCUACAUCUAGUUGAUGAUGAAUGUUUCAUACACUCCGUCUUCUUAUAGUUUUUCUUGUGUCAUGUACUACAACCAACAUCUGCUGAAUUAUGUCACAAUCUUUUCUCAACUGUUUGAUUUUCCCUCAUGUAAAGCUACUAUUAAUCCAGCCAGUGGUUCAUGGAGCUUAUGCUAGCUUUUCUAAUUUCUCCGCUCUAAGUUUUGAAGAUGAUGAAUUAUCACUGCAAUGUCUCGAAUCUUUCUGUAGUUGCAUCUUAUCUCUUCGACUGUCAAAAGCAGCAAACAUGGAUAUCGAAUUUCUGCUUUUAAAAAGUGGAAUCAGUAGUCAAAGACAUUUUGUGCGAAACUUAUGGUGAUUGGAGGAUAUUAUGUAGUGCUUUGAAGAAUAUCUGAAAGCAUUCUCAUGACACAGACAUUUUACCAAACACUUCCCGGACAUAAUCAUGUUCAAAUCUAUAUUUUCUAUUGUCCUUAGCUGUACUCAUUUGCCACCCCCAAAAAUGUUCACCCACAGGCUUUUUCUUCUUUUUAGGUAACUUGAAUGCAUGAUCAGGGCUUUGAAAUCAAGCAGGUUUAUACCU